This is a messenger RNA of Cryphonectria parasitica EP155, 602 nucleotides long. RefSeq lists its product as uncharacterized. Bases 146 to 529 code for a protein of 127 amino acids. The record is from RefSeq and is a predicted model, not a curated record. Lineage: Eukaryota; Fungi; Ascomycota; Sordariomycetes; Diaporthales; Cryphonectriaceae. Gene Ontology annotation, cellular component: chromatin. Gene Ontology annotation, biological process: regulation of transcription by RNA polymerase II. Gene Ontology annotation, molecular function: DNA-binding transcription factor activity, RNA polymerase II-specific; RNA polymerase II cis-regulatory region sequence-specific DNA binding. The transcript has 2 exons.
ACACGGGGCGCGGGUCGCCUCGCGUAUAAGCGAACAGCAGAGGCGAACCACGAGGAAGCUGACCACCAAGGAAGAGGCCAACUUUCAGUGCGACGUCAAGGGGUGUGGCAAGUUCUUCAGCCGUAGCUACAACUUCAAGGCGCACAUGGAGACACACCGCGAGACGCGCGAGUAUCCCUUCCCCUGUCAAGUUGGAGACUGCAACAAAAGGUUCGUGCGCAAGACGGAUCUGCAGAGGCACCACCAGAGUGUGCACAUGAAGGAGCGUAAACACGGCUGUGAGUACUGUGGACGAAUGUUCGCCCGCAGAGAUACUCUCAAUAGGCAUAAGACGGAUGGCUGUCACAAAAGAUUCGAUAUAGGGACAAUGGACCUGCGUGCAGAAGCCCAGGAUGAGAGGGGUCUUUUCCCACUACCAAACCUUCCACCCCUGGCAAUACCACCUCUGGGCUCUCAGCACACCUCAGUCCCGUCAUUACGCGGACAGGAAUCGAGCGAAAUGGGUUCGGCCUCUCCUUGGAACAGAUAGGUGCGCAAGCGGCCAUGCACACUCGAGGCACCUACCAACUACAAAUAUGGGUUGUCUUUGAUGGACACUCAUC